Molecule: messenger RNA, 4880 nt
Organism: Pseudopodoces humilis (Tibetan ground-tit)
Lineage: Eukaryota; Metazoa; Chordata; Aves; Passeriformes; Paridae
Gene: AGO3
Product: argonaute RISC catalytic component 3
Biological process (GO): regulation of stem cell proliferation; regulatory ncRNA-mediated gene silencing
Molecular function (GO): protein binding; RNA binding
Source: RefSeq, a predicted model, not a curated record
CCGCCGCCCAGCGCAGCCCCGCGCCGGCCGCCGCAGCCCCGAGCGGCUGCGCCCCAGCUCCAUGAAUGGAAAUCGGCAGCGCAGGACCCGUGGGGGCACAGCCCCUGCUUAUGGUGCCCAGACGUCCCGGAUAUGGCACCAUGGGCAAACCCAUUAAACUGCUGGCCAACUGCUUCCAAGUUGAAAUCCCAAAGAUUGAUGUCUACCUCUAUGAGGUGGAUAUCAAACCAGAUAAGUGUCCUCGGCGGGUGAACAGGGACGUGGUGGACUCUAUGGUGCAGCAUUUUAAAGUGACAAUAUUUGGGGACCGUAGACCAGUUUAUGAUGGGAAAAGAAGCCUCUAUACAGCCAAUCCACUUCCUGUGGCCACUACUGGGGUGGAUUUGGAUGUGACACUACCCGGAGAAGGUGGAAAAGAUCGUCCCUUCAAAGUGUCAAUAAAGUUUGUUUCUCGGGUGAGCUGGCACUUGCUGCAUGAAGUUUUGACAGGAAGAACCUUGCCUGAGCCUCUGGAACUAGACAAACCUAUCAGCACUAACCCUGUUCAUGCUGUCGAUGUGGUGCUACGACACCUCCCCUCCAUGAAGUACACCCCUGUGGGCCGCUCCUUCUUCUCAGCUCCAGAAGGCUAUGACCACCCCCUGGGAGGGGGCAGGGAGGUCUGGUUUGGGUUCCAUCAGUCAGUCCGGCCUGCCAUGUGGAAAAUGAUGCUCAACAUCGAUGUUUCUGCCACUGCCUUCUACAAAGCACAACCCGUAAUUCAGUUCAUGUGUGAAGUCCUUGACAUUCAUAAUAUUGAUGAACAACCAAGACCUCUGACUGAUUCUCAUCGGGUAAAAUUCACCAAAGAGAUAAAGGGCCUAAAGGUAGAAGUGACUCACUGUGGGACAAUGAGAAGGAAGUACCGUGUCUGUAACGUAACAAGACGGCCUGCAAGUCAUCAAACCUUUCCUUUACAGCUAGAAAAUGGCCAGACUGUGGAGAGGACAGUAGCACAGUAUUUCAGAGAGAAAUACAACCUCCAGCUGAAAUACCCUCACCUUCCUUGUCUGCAAGUGGGACAGGAACAAAAACACACCUACCUGCCUUUAGAAGUGUGUAACAUCGUGGCAGGCCAGCGUUGUAUCAAGAAGCUCACAGACAAUCAGACAUCAACCAUGAUAAAAGCGACAGCCAGGUCUGCCCCAGACAGGCAGGAGGAGAUCAGCAGAUUGGUGAGAAGUGCAAAUUAUGAUGCAGAUCCAUUUGUCCAAGAGUUCCAGUUCAAAGUGCGGGAUGAGAUGGCCCAUGUGACAGGACGUGUGCUCCCAGCCCCGAUGCUGCAGUACGGAGGACGGAAUCGAACCGUGGCAACACCAAGCCACGGCGUGUGGGACAUGCGAGGGAAACAGUUCCACACUGGGGUGGAGAUCAAGAUGUGGGCCAUAGCUUGCUUUGCAACACAGAGACAGUGCAGAGAAGAAAUUCUGAAGGGUUUCACAGACCAGCUGCGCAAGAUCUCCAAGGAUGCUGGGAUGCCAAUCCAGGGCCAGCCCUGCUUCUGCAAGUAUGCCCAGGGUGCAGACAGCGUGGAGCCCAUGUUCCGACACCUCAAGAACACCUAUUCAGGGCUUCAGCUCAUCAUUGUCAUCCUGCCAGGGAAGACACCUGUGUAUGCGGAGGUGAAGCGCGUGGGAGAUACACUGCUGGGAAUGGCCACACAAUGUGUUCAGGUCAAGAACGUCAUUAAAACAUCUCCACAGACCCUCUCAAACCUGUGCCUGAAGAUUAACGUUAAACUAGGAGGAAUCAACAACAUCCUUGUACCUCAUCAACGACCUUCUGUGUUCCAGCAGCCAGUGAUCUUUUUGGGAGCUGAUGUCACUCACCCUCCAGCUGGAGAUGGGAAGAAGCCUUCCAUUGCUGCUGUUGUAGGCAGCAUGGAUGCUCAUCCCAGCCGGUACUGUGCCACGGUGAGAGUCCAGCGGCCCCGGCAGGAGAUCAUCCAGGACCUGGCCUCCAUGGUCAGAGAGCUGCUCAUCCAGUUCUACAAAUCAACACGGUUCAAGCCCACCCGUAUCAUCUUCUACAGGGAUGGGGUCUCUGAGGGACAGUUCCGACAGGUUUUGUAUUAUGAACUGCUGGCCAUUAGAGAAGCCUGCAUCAGUUUGGAGAAGGAUUACCAGCCUGGAAUAACCUACAUUGUGGUGCAGAAGCGACACCAUACACGGCUGUUCUGUGCUGACAGAACAGAAAGGGUUGGACGCAGUGGCAAUAUUCCAGCUGGGACAACUGUAGAUACAGACAUUACACACCCCUACGAAUUUGAUUUUUACCUCUGUAGCCAUGCUGGAAUACAGGGAACCAGCCGUCCCUCCCACUACCAUGUCCUGUGGGAUGACAACUGUUUCACAGCAGAUGAGCUGCAGCUACUGACGUACCAGCUGUGCCACACAUACGUGCGCUGCACCCGCUCCGUCUCCAUCCCCGCGCCUGCCUACUACGCUCACCUGGUGGCAUUCAGAGCACGCUACCACCUCGUGGACAAGGAACACGACAGCCCUGCCUGUCUCUCCCUCGUUCCCUGCAGUGCUGAAGGGAGCCACGUGUCAGGACAGAGCAACGGGCGAGACCCGCAGGCCCUGGCGAAGGCUGUACAGAUUCACCAAGACACCUUACGCACGAUGUACUUCGCUUAAGUCAAUGACCCGGGAGACACUCACAGAGAGGAGAACUGAGAACUUAAGCCACAUACAAUGUAUGUUUCCAGGGGGUUGGUUUAGGGGCUGUGCCUCCCAUCGUGCUGGAGCUGACGCUGUGCAGGGGCGAGAGGCUCACCCUUAAAUUGACACAAGGAAGAUUGUUUACUUCAUCCAGGAACACAGCACUAUUAUGCAAUAUGAAACCAGCCAACUGCUUUUUUGGGGCGGGCUCCUGUGGGAAGCACCGCCAUAAUUUUUUUUAAUUAUUAUUUCUCGUAGUUUAACCCUCUUCUGCCUUUACCUCAAGUUGCUCGGCAGCACAACUAUUGUUGCAAAAAAAAUAAGUAAUAAUAAACUAAAAUCUGUUGUGUAAUUUAAAACAAAAAACAAACCACCUUUUAGGAACAAUCACAGUGAUUGUUUGGAGAAGGGAAGUGUGCAAAAAAGAAAAUAAGUUUUUAAACCCCAUGCAUUGAGGAAUCUUUCUCUCAGUAUUGCCAUCGAGCAUUCGAAUGUGUGAACAUAUCCAAGUGCAUUGGAAUGCAACACUAGCUAGGAAGCAGUGAGUGGGGGAAGAUGUUUUGCACACUAAUCCAAUAAUUUGAACCUAAUUUAGCCAACGGCUGCCUUUGUGUCUUUUCUCACAGCUUUGGAGUUCCCAGCUCCAAGAGUUCCCUUUCAAAAGCAAUCCAAGAAGCUCGUGGUUCAUGUGCAGGCAGUAGUGACCCAACUCUUCUUGCUCCCUGGGGGAAUUUACUAAAGCUGCUGUUUUACCUAGUCCAAAAGUUUCAAUUUUUUCCUAUCUGGCGAGUCAAAUCUGUUGAAGCUUCAUGUAAGAUUCGAUGUCCCAGGUUUUCUGGGAUGACAUACAGUAAUCACCAGAACUGAAACUUUAGAGCUAAGGUCUUUUUGGAAAAAAAAGAAACCUGCUACUUUACUUGCUGCCUCUCACACCUUAAUGUGAUUCAUAUGUAUGUGUGUUUGAAGUUUAGCUUCCUUUUGUUUCUUUUAUAUUUAUUAGAAUAAUAAUAAUGCUUUAAUUUAAUUAUUACAGAACAUAUGGUCAACAGCAACUUUUAUUUUUUAGAAAUGUAAUCAUGUUUAUUUUUAAAAAAAAGAAACUGACAACUUGUUUUGCUAUCUUUUAGUGCAAUAAGCAUUCUAAAGAAAAACUGUGUCCAUUGAGCUGUACUGAAGCACUGUCUGUACCACGGACUGUGGGAGAAUGGACACCUCCAGGAUUUUAAAAGGACAAAGUAAAAGCCUUAAUUUUGAAAGGAAAGUUUUAUAGUCAGAAGGAAUCUUGAAUUUUCCUUUUUUAAAUCAAAAAAAAUACAAAAAAUGCUUCUAGACUUCUGCAAGCUUUACUUGUUGCUGCAGUCUUUUGAUUUAACAAAGGAAUUGGCCUUAUUUUUGGCUUUGAAAUGUGGAGCAUAUUUGAAUUAAAUGGACAGGGUUUUGUAUUAAGAGCUCAGUUUUUACAUGCUUAGUUAAACCUAUUUGACAUCAGUAAAAUGUCUGGAACUAAUAAAAGUUUUUAGGCUUUUUUCCUCUUUGAUAGUGACUUUCCUUUUAAAAUUAAGUUAUUGGUAACUUCAUUUCACUUUGCAAAUAAAGAGGGCUGGGAUAGUUCUAACAUGUUAAAUUACUGAAAUGUGAAACAAACCAAUGGGACUCUUUCAUUCCACUUUAAAACCAAUGUUUAAGAUGUCAGAGACGAGCGUUUAUUCAACAAGGGGACUGGGUAGUUUUGCACUUUGUAAACUUGUGAACUGCAUUUUUGACUGUUUUUAUUUGCACUGGUUCAUAGUAUAUUUACUGCAGCUGUUUGUAUGGGCAUUGCUGUGAUCCCAGCCCUCCCGACCUCCACCUGCUCUCACAUGAAAACCUGGUUGGUCUAAGUAGCUUCUCUCCUCAUUCUCAACAAAUCAGCUGUUUGCCAAUAUACUGUGUUUUGAGCCUAAAAUCUGAGCCCAUUUUGCUUCACCAGGCAUGAACCCCCUUUUUUCUGCCAGAAAAACCAAGUACUGUAUUUUGUGUGUUUGUAUAUUGUAUGAAAAUGUCCAUAGUGCUGUUCACAACACUGUCUGCAAGAGCUUUACUAACAGCUGAUGUAGAUACCUAUUUUAUCUCUCAAAACCAAGGAAAAUAAUGUAAAAUACUAAUUUGGCAAAGCUAAAAUUGCACUGGAAACAGUGG